Molecule: messenger RNA, 1256 nt
Organism: Heteronotia binoei (common prickly gecko)
Lineage: Eukaryota; Metazoa; Chordata; Lepidosauria; Squamata; Gekkonidae
Exons: 6
Coding region: 352-1062 (236 amino acids)
Source: RefSeq, a predicted model, not a curated record
GGAGCAAUUAGGGCAAGGCAGGCUGACUGGCAACAGGUAUAAGGGAAGCUGCAGCAGGGGAAGGGAGGUUGGAGGCUGAUGUGGGUUGCGUGAGUCCGCUACUAGGAAAACCUACUGACCGAUGCCAGGGUUGGAUGGAGAAGGAAGAUGAAGGAAGCUGAGUGGCUUCUAUUGGCUGGCUGUUUGCGUAGCUCACCGUGCUCUAUCCUUCUUCUCAUCUGGACUCGUGAGCCAUCAAGAGCGAUCAGAAGCCCAUCUGGAUAACCCAGGUAUAACACAGAUGAAAGGAGUCAAACUAUACUGCAUCUUGCCAUUCUGAAAGGACUGCUCUUACCAGAGUCCUGUUUUUGAAUGAUGGACAGCUCCCUCCCAGCGGCCCCAAGCUGCCCGCGUCACCCAUUUCGCUCUGUAACGUUGAAACAGGCAUCCGAGGGAAAAGAGCAGCUGGUGGACUUUCCCAAGCCAAAUUCCACCCACUCUGCCACGAAUUGUGCUUUGCCAGAGGGCUUGACAAACUGCUUGAUAGUUCCUGCAGGCAGGCAGGCAGCCCAGAAAGCCAGAUUUGAACUCCUGGUGAGCUGCUAUACACGAGCUGGUAGGCUCGCUCAAGAGAAACUGCAGAGAAAAAAACGUGAAAGACGCGCAAAGCAAGUCCUAGUGGGUCAACCCAAUGAACACUGCAGGAGCGUUCUGGAAGGUGCGGACUCUCCUUUCUCUUCCCUCCCAGCAUUUGCCUCUCGUGCUGGCAGACGAGAGGUGGAAAAGGAGAGCCGUAAGGGGAUGGUGCAACCGACAAAGUCACUCAACAGAGUGCUCUCUUCAGAGGACGACUGUCUCCCUGCGUCAGAUCCUCCACGAGGACUCUCCAUUCGAGCUGAAGCAAAGAGCCCAGAAAGUGUUCCCUUCUGGUCCUCCAGCCCCCUGACUUCCAGCCAACAAACUCUAAUGAAGGGAGAAAAGAGAGGCGGAAGUAGCCACCGAUAUGGGCAAAGAUGGAUUUUUUUCCACCAACAGAGAGUGCGCCAACCCUUUUCAGGCAUUCCACACAGACUACAAAACUGAGUCGUGUUCUAGAACUCCAGUUCUUCUGCCACUGCUCUUGCUAUGUGUCUCCCUGGGCAUGUUUCCUUGGCCAUCUUUGUCCCCCCCUCCCCCUUUCUAUAAUCAAAGCUCUGACUUGCUGAGGGUUAUCAAUGAACAUCUAGAUUUCUGAAGCCACGUGAUUUUAAAAUACAGUUUGUGAUGUAGUGUUUGGC